AUGUUACCGGAAGCCUUAAGUGUGCAAUCUUAUGAAAUGGAACAAAGAGGACGAUAUACCAUCAUUAAAAACUAUCUUAGAGCAGCAUUGCAACCAGAUAUCUUAAACACGAUGACAUUUGCAACGGCGGCUAUAUUUCCUGAGCUUAACCAUCUGCCAGAAAUUUGCUCGAGAUGGAAAGGUCCAAUGUCAGUGUCAGUUUAUGCACCAGGAUCCGACUUCAAAUCUGCACUUCGAAAAAUAAUCAAUUUGAGGUUGGCUAACCCAUGUAUCCAUCAAAACGUGUCCUGGCAUGUUUAUUUUGAUUUGGAUUUUAACCCUUCAUGGGGAAGGUUAAAAUCGCCGGAAGAAGAAGCUGAGCUGACAACGACGACUUCAACCUCGUAUCAAGUCUGGUUAAAGGGAACUUUCAAAAGUCACGGCAAUUUGCCUUUUCCAGCAAAUAUCGGCAGGAACGUUGCCAUUCAAGAAAUUUUUAAAAUGGCAGGAUAUGGGAAACCUCCUGAAACUAAAAGCGAAUUGGUACAGAUGACAGCGGAAGGUAAUAUUGUCUUGCCAAGCAGUACUUUGGAUUGCUCACAGUGCAAUAUUUUCCCACAUGCAAGGAAAUGGUUGGAAGUCAGAUCUCCAGACCAUACACUGUCUGUGUAUUAUGUGAGUCAUGAAAAAGAUGAAUUUGAAUCUUGGCAACCUUACUAUAUAUCCAGGAGAGAUAUACCUUUUUUUAAUGAAGAGGAAAUCAAGGAAGGACGGCAUGAUAGAAAAUUGCAGUUGCUUGAACUUUGUUUGAACCAUUAUGAAUUCCAUAUCUUGGACAAUGCAUUUUUGGUUCAAGUUCAGCAAGAGAUGGAAACGGUUAAAGAUACUAAUAUUCUUCAGAAUUUCAUCCUUCACAACAAUGCAGCAAGAGAAAAAAAGUUGGAGGCUCUGCUGUGCCGUUAUGGAUCCGAUACGGGUUGUGCAAUAUAA
Parasteatoda tepidariorum (common house spider) is the source of this 969-nucleotide messenger RNA. NCBI's taxonomy places the organism in Eukaryota, Metazoa, Arthropoda, Arachnida, Araneae, Theridiidae. The record is from RefSeq and is a predicted model, not a curated record.